Messenger RNA from [Torrubiella] hemipterigena, 2164 nucleotides. The record is from the annotation of a GenBank genome assembly. NCBI's taxonomy places the organism in Eukaryota, Fungi, Ascomycota, Sordariomycetes, Hypocreales, Clavicipitaceae.
CUGCAACGCGCAGCAAAGAGCGACAUUCUUAUUCGAAUUCGAUUCCCGUGUGGUUGAUAAUGAGGAAAGAGUCUAGGGGAUUCUAUUAAGCAAAUUCGAUCAUGUGGUCAUCCUCGGGAAAUGGCAAAAAGCCGUCCCAACCUGUACGUCCGCCACCAGAAGCUCCCCGCGUUCGGCGCCAUCUGGCCUUGAAUUGAAUUGCUGACAUCUCUGUAGCCGCCAGAAAUGGUCCAGGUCGGUAAGUACGAUUCACAGCAAUUACGAGCUGGAAUAUCGAAUCCAAGGAGAUAUGUUGCAUAGUCGCGUUGCUAACGAAGCCAAUUCUGCUGCGUCAGACCGUUCAGAUUCUGCCUCGCCCUUCUGGAGACCUUCGCUGCGGGAAACCACACCUAAAAGAAGCGUCACCGCGCCGCCACGUGAUGGUGGGAAAGUUGUCGGCGCCGCAUACUCCCAUGCUGAUAUGCUGAAACUCGAUGCUCUACAUUUGGGAAGUGCUGCUGGUAGACCAAAGACGCCUCCUUCAGCAUCUUCAAGCAGAGUCCGUCAAGACAAUCCAUCGCCGAAGCCGCCUCGGCAAUCGGCUAGCGGCAGCUCUCCCCCCUUCAAAACUUACAUCAACUUUUUAUCGAAUACGAAUGACGACUGGAAAGCGGACGAAGAUGAAAUAUCAGGAUACGAAGAUGACGAUGGCGAUGACUUUGGCUUACCAAGUCUCGCAAACAUGAAGCGACGAACCAGAAGAAAAGCGAAGGAUCAAACUGAAAGCUCUCAACCACAUAGCUUGGUCGCAGCGCUGGAUGGCGUAGUUUCACAAGAGCGCCGCCAUUCUGAUAGUGCAGAUAUUGCGGCGGAAAGACCUGCAUCAUCAUACCCGAUGCCUCGAAAGAGUGAGGGUAAGAUUCUACGCCCACAGUACAAGGAAAUUCUACGAGAUCCAGCAAAUGCCUUGAAUUUGAUCAACUAUCCACCCAUUGCUGCGAAUGCAACAGCCAAAGAAACCGAUACCAUCAAUGCUCGACUCACACGCAUAAACAAGUUCAAAAAGCUGUUGCAAGCAUCAUCAAUAUCGUUAGCCGAGCUCAGGUCUCUAGCAUGGUCUGGCAUACCCGAGGAGCUUCGAGCGAUGACAUGGCAGCUUCUACUCAGCUAUCUUCCUACCAAUAGCGAGAGACGAGUAAAUACUCUUGAAAGAAAGCGCAAAGAAUACCUCGACGGUGUGAAGCAGGCAUUUGAGAGACCGGGCAGCACUUCUACACCAUCUGGAAAAGCCCGUGGUUUAGAUGAGGCGAUUUGGCAUCAAAUCAGCAUCGAUGUGCCGCGAACAAAUCCUCAUAUCGAACUGUACAGCUACGAAGCCACACAGAGAUCCCUCGAGCGUAUCUUGUACGUCUGGGCAGUGAGACACCCUGCCAGUGGCUACGUGCAAGGAAUCAACGAUCUUGUAACUCCAUUCUGGCAAGUUUUCCUAGGCCUUUAUAUCGCCGACCCAGAUAUUGAGACUGGCAUGGAUCCCGGUCAACUUCCGAAGCCAGUACUGGAUGCAGUGGAAGCAGAUUCAUUCUGGUGUCUAACCAAGCUGCUUGACGGUAUCCAAGAUCAUUACAUUGUCGCUCAGCCUGGUAUUCAGCGCCAAGUCAGUGCCUUGCAUGAUCUAACAGCACGAAUCGACGCUUCAUUAUCGAAACAUCUUGAGAACGAGGGCAUAGAGUUUAUCCAGUUCAGUUUCAGAUGGAUGAAUUGUCUACUAAUGCGAGAGCUGAGUGUUAAAAAUAUCAUUCGUAUGUGGGAUACGUACCUGGCUGAAGAGCAGGGAUUCUCGGAGUUCCAUCUCUAUGUGUGUGCAGCACUUCUCGUAAAAUGGUCCGCAAAGCUUGUGUCGAUGGACUUUCAAGAGAUUAUGAUGUUUCUCCAAAGCCUUCCGACCAAAGACUGGACAGAGAAGGAUAUUGAGCUACUGCUGAGCGAGGCUUUUAUUUGGCAGAGCUUGUUCAAGGGCUCUGCAGCUCAUCUCAAGGGUCAACCCAGCAGACCCCAGUUUACUCAUCUGCAGCUAUAAUAACAGCUGUGAAUUAACGAAAUAAUUAGGCCUCAUAUAGGUCAUUGGCAUUGUAUAUAGAAGCGAUCUUUCUUUUUUUGCAGAAUAAACUGUACAUAAUGAUGCUAG